Prunus dulcis (almond) is the source of this 1053-nucleotide messenger RNA. Its product is annotated as VAN3-binding protein-like. Bases 229 to 1053 code for a protein of 274 amino acids. NCBI's taxonomy places the organism in Eukaryota, Viridiplantae, Streptophyta, Magnoliopsida, Rosales, Rosaceae. The transcript is spliced from 4 exons. Gene Ontology annotation, biological process: leaf vascular tissue pattern formation; phloem or xylem histogenesis; auxin-activated signaling pathway. The record is from RefSeq and is a predicted model, not a curated record.
UUUACUGUGACUUUGUGUUAUGUUCAUCAUCUUCUUCUCUGACCUUUUUGUUUCACAUUCGGAUUCCUCUUCUUUGUUUUGUAGAAUAAAAAUCUACUAAUGCAAUGCAAGAGAUAAACAUAAACCCCAUGCAUAUAAAUCAUCAAAUGUUGGUCGAAAAUGGCUUUGCUUAUAUCCAUAUAUAUAAUUUUCUUGUACAGGUAGCAUUGACUAAAGAUUUGAGUUCUCAUGGAGGAAAUACCAGGGACAGUUAGGCCAGGCAGAUCAGUCUCCUUUAAAACCCAGCACCAAUCAACUAACACAAAUGGGAAGCUGGAGUCUUGGCACAGAACAGAGCAAAAAACGUUGUCUUCUUCUUCUCGCUGCAGCUCUUCGGAGAUUCCAAAGAUCCCCGUCCAUGCCAUGGAGUUUUUAUGUCGCUCAUGGAGCCCAUCAGCCUAUAACUUUCAGCAGAUGUUUACAUCAAGUGACUUGUUUGGUUCACAUGACAACUGGACCUCAGGGAAACAGGAAGACAAGUUCAAUUCAGGGGAACCAGAAGAGAAACUGGAGAUACAAGUCAUAGAUGAGUUGCCAUCCCAAACUAGUACUAGAAGCCCUAUGAUCAGUAGGGUGGAUGACACGAUAAGGAUGAACUCCAAGCACACAAAGGGAUGGUUAGGAGGCAAAUCCUUAAUAAGCAUAUUCGGACUGCAGAGAGUGAAGAAGAAAGAUGAUAUUCGACUUCACACAGCUCGCGUUCAUGCAGCCCUUUCUGUCACACGCUUGGCUGCAGCUAUUGCCAGCGUUGCUUCCAACUGCAAGAACAGCAGCAUAGAAUCAGCGGAAGACGUCGACCCCAUUAUAGGUGACAUCGUUGCUUCUGCCGCAGCUCUGGUUACCACGGUAUGUGCUGAAGCCGCAGAGUCAUUGGGUGCACAGAAAACAAAUGUUUCUUCUGCCAUCAACUCCGGCUUGGCUAUCCAAACGACUGACGAUAUGAUCACACUUACGGCUGCUGCUGCAACAUGUAAUGUUUUGAUCAAUGUUUCCUUCACCAUAAUCUUCAGAUAA